AUGUCUUCGACAUGCAACGACAAGGAUUCGAGUCCAACACGACACCUGAAGAGUUUAGGCGAGUUGAAACUCGCAACAACUCGUAGCCAAAAGUCGCCACAGUGUGACAGGGGCUUAAAACGGUCCGCUGCAGGCGGCGGAUGUGCGUUCAUAACGACACUGACGUCAAUCUCCAUGAGUGCCAUAGCAACGAACGGGAUAGUGCCUGCAGGCGGCUCGUACUUCAUGAUUUCCCGGGCGCUUGGCCCGGAGUUUGGGGGCGCCGUGGGAUGUCUCUUCUACCUGGGUUUCACAGUGGCCGGCUCCAUGUACGUCAUAGGGGCCAUUGAGAUCCUUGUGACAUUUAUAGCCCCGAACAUUUCAUUAUUUGGUGACGUCACUGAACUCUCGAACGCCAUCAACAAUUACCGCGUGUACGGCACGUGUCUUUUGCUACUCUUAUUUCUCCUCUGCUUCGUUGGAGUGCAGUUCGUGGCCAAGUUCGGGCCCGUGUCGCUGUUCUGCGUCAUAAUCUCCAUUAUUUGUAUCUACAUCGGCUUGUUCAUCGCCUCGCCAGAAAGAAGCGUCAAGAUAUGUUACCUCGGCGAGCGGCUUUUGACGUUAGCGUCGGUGACGGUGAACGGCACGAUGAUGUGCACGCGGAAUGAGAGCGGGCCGCUGUUCGCGCGUUACUGCACGGUACGGGAGAACGGCACGUUCUGUGACCCGUACUUCUUGGAGCACGAGACUCGCCUUGUCCCCGGCAUACCCGGCUUCACCAGUGGCAACUUCAUAGAAAACAUUCCCCACCGGUACACGGAGAAGGGUAACAUUAUCGGACAGACGGUACCGGGGGAUCGGGACCGGGGGGAGAUCAUAGCCGACCUCACAUCCACAUUCACUGUCCUCAUGGCAAUCUACUUCCCAUCCGUCACAGGGAUAAUGACGGGGUCUAACAUGUCGGGGGACCUGAAGGAUGCCCAGAAGUCCAUACCCACUGGCACAAUCGCUGCCGUACUAUCAACAUCCGCCGUCUAUCUGUCCCUAACAUUAGGAUUUGCAUCCUGCAUCGAAGGGGACCUCCUCAGGGAUAAAUUGGGCGAGUCUCUUGGCGGUGGCCUGGUGGUGGCCUACGUAGCCUGGCCCACCAAGUGGAUGGUUCUUAUUGGAGCCUUCCUUUCCACAAUCGGCGCUGGCCUACAGUCAAUCAACACUGCGCCGCGACUGCUGUACGCGAUCUCCAAGGAUGGAAUCGUGCCCUUUCUCAAGGUGUUUUCCGUCACGAAACGUGGGGAACCCUUCUAUGCCCUCCUGCUCACCGUUGGUAUUGCGGAGGCAGGCGUUCUUGUCGGCAAUCUCGACCACGUCACUCCCGUCAUUACAAUGUUUUUCCUGAUGUGUUAUUUGUUCGUGAACAUGGCGUGCGCUGUGCAGACCUUGUUGAGAGCCCCUAGCUGGAGGCCCCGUUACAAGUUCUACCACUGGUCUCUAUCGCUGAUCGGUGUUGGCCUAUGCACUACUCUAAUGAUCAUCUCCAGCUGGUACUUUGCUCUGGCGGCCUUCGUGCUCGCUGGCGGAAUCUACAAGUACAUCGAAUACAAGGGUGCAGAGAAGGAGUGGGGAGACGGUAUCCGAGGCAUGGCCAUGUCCCUUGCCCGCUAUUCACUGCUCAAGGUCCAGCAAUCCAAGCCCCAUACCAAGAACUGGAGGCCACAGAUGCUGGUGCUGAGCAAGCUGAACGAUCAUUUGAUACCGAAGUACCAGAAAAUGAUAACUUUGGCUGGUCAGCUGAAGGCAGGGAAAGGGUUUGUGUUGGUGUGCAGUGUCCUUGACGGUGAUGUUAAACGAAGGGCGCCCGACAUUGACAGGGCUAGAGAGAACAUUCAGAAGGUAAUGGAACAGGAAAAUGUGAAGGGUUUCAAGGACGUGCUCGUCUCCAAAAGCCUGCUCGACGGGCUGUCUUACCUAGUGCAGACUGCCGGCCUUGGAGGUCUACGGCCCAACACGGUGAUGAUUGGAUGGCCUGAAGACUGGAGACACGCGCAAAACAACGAUACACACAACAUCCCAUACAAACAUUUUAUACAUACUGUCGAGGUGAUAGAGGCUAUGGGCAAGGCGCUGCUGGUAGUGAAGGAUUCUACUGAGUUCCCGGACAACCAGACCAAGAUGCGGGGAACCAUCGACGUCUGGUGGAUAGUCCACGAUGGCGGCUUGCUGCUCCUAUUGCCCUACCUCCUCCGCCAACACCGCGCCUGGAAAAACUGCAAGCUCAGGGUCUUCACUGUCGCCCAAAUUGAAGAAAAUACCAUUCAGUUAAAGAAAGACCUACAGAAGUUUAUGUAUCAGCUCAGAAUAGAGGCGGAGGUUGAAGUUGUCGAAUUGUCGGAGACAGACAUAUCGGAGUACACGUACGAGCGGACACUGGAGAUGGAGCAACGGGCGGAAAUGCUGAAUAAACUCAAGGACAGACGGGAGAGUGCCACUCAAAGGCAACUGGAAACUGUCGAUAAUAUCCGCCGAGGCAGCAGGCAUGAAAUCAAGAUCGACCUGCCCCAUGUUGAGGAUGACGGGGAAACCCAGCAGUACACAUUUACUCCCUCUAGUAGUAAGCGGCCAAGCACCAUGAAGUUUCUCGCGGAACCAGUUAACAGGCAUAUACCGACUGAAGAAAAUGUUCAUCAGAUGCACACGGCGGUUCGCUUGAACGAGCUGAUCCGAGCAAACUCUUGCGACGCUCAACUUGUCAUUGUCAACCUCCCACCACCGCCGCACGUAGGCGCCACUGACGACAACAGUGACCUUCAUUACAUGGAGUUUCUGGAGGUAUUGACGGAGGAUGUAGGGCGCGUACUCAUGGUGCGAGGCAGCGGUACCGAGGUCAUCACCAUCUAUUCAUAAACAUAGCAACAUGCUGCUACAUGGGUGCAGCGCGUGGACACGUGUGAUAUGCGUAUACACUGGAAUUGUAAAUGAGCACAUACAGUAUACUUACCACACAAUGAUAUAAAAUAUUGUGGCUGUGCUAUUGUUCAACAAUAGUAGUUUAAUUCCAUACGUUUGGACAACUGGAAUAAUAUAUCCAAUUUACAAAAAUAAAGGAGAUAAAAAGAACCUGUAAACUACCGUCCUGUCACAAUUUUAAGUUGUGUUCAGUGUGUUUAACAAUGACAAUAAUAUCAUCAAUAAUUGUUAAUCUGGCUUUAGAAAUGGAUUUUCGACAAACAGCUAUUUACAAAGUGUGGAGAUACGGAUUGUGGGAAAAGGUACAAAAUUGCAUUAUUAAAAAAAUAUGCGUUUAUUACGUGAACUCCUUCAAAGUACUCUGAUCUGCUUUAGACAAGGUGAAAGUCGUUCACACCUGCAACAUGUGCUUGAUGCUUAUAGAUAAUAGUUACUGUACUAUUUCAAUGAUAACUUUUUGUACAACAAAGCCUGAGGAAGUAGCAUUUUCUAAGCGGAAACCAUAACAUUUUACCAUACAGCUAGAAUACAUGUUACAUCUCAGGCAAUAAGAGCAACAUGAUUUUCAUUUAAGAAACUCUAGUAGUCUCAAUGUAUCUCCAAAUAGACUUAUCUGAUGAAACAAUUAAACCAAUUUCACUUUAUUGGGCAAACAUAUGGCGAAAAGGUUAUUUAUGUUGUACUGAAUGAGUUCAACUAAAGUUUUUAUCAAAAACUAUUAUUACAAAAAGUUCAGCUAUGCGGUGAUCAUAUACCAAACUGUAUGGCUUAAUAAGGAGAAACUAUAACCACACAAAUAUUCUUGCAUACCGGACGUGGGUUUCCGGUCAUGUGACCGGUGCUGGAAAAACUCAUCUUACACCCCCCAUGUAAGAUGAGUCACGCGCAACAACGCGCCACUUUUUAUUUCUUUUAUUGUAUGGUUUAUGAAAGGUAUAGUAUGCAAUUUCAAUAAAGCGGAAUCAAAAAUAUAAGUUUACAAUACUUUUAAUUAAAAUUGAAAAUAAAUAAUCUUAAAAGCGCGAUUUUUAAAGGGACUAUUUGACGUCGAUAGUGAUUUAAAAUUACUGCGCUUUAUGACGGCAGUACACAACGUCGCACGCGCAUUUUGGUAAAAUGUACAAAAGUACGUUUUCUAUGUCAAUUUUCCCACAAUUUUAGGUAUGCAAGAAAAAAUAUCAAUCAAUGUUUUUCCGGUCCGGAUCGAAAAAUCCGACCCUCGGGCACGCUGCGUGACCGGUAACUCGGCAAGCCCCGUUACCGGCAUACGCGCGUGCCCUCGGGUCGGAUUUUUCUAUCCGUACCGGAAACACAUGAUAGAUACUUAUAUUCUUGCACACCGGACAAUGUGUUUCCGGUCAUGUGACCGGUGCUGGAAAAACUCAUCUUACUCCCCCAUGUAAGGUGAGUCACGCGCAACAACGCGCCAUUUCUUAUUAGUCGGCGCCCAGAAGGGCGCCAACUAUAUUUGAUAUUACUUUAGAAAUAUUCCAACUUAGGGACUAGUUCAUAAAUUGCAGAACAAUGCUUUCAAUAGUUUCGACGUUGCAUGAUAAAAUAUGAAGUUUAGUAUGUUUUAUAAACACAUGAUAGAUACUUAUAUCAUUAUAUAUCGAAGCAUAAUUGUUUUUUGGACAAGUUUGUGUAAUUAUAAUGAUGAUAAUAAUAUCAGUAUCUACUAUAGUGAGCAAGAAUCCACAGGCUACCAAUAUAAACAGCUAUAUACACGGAAACAAUCACUUACUUACUCUUAAGACAUCUCGGUAUUUUAUGAAAAUAUAAAUUUCAAAGGAAAUACAUUAAUUCAAUUGGCAAACAAAGAAGGACAAACUGUAAUGCAAAGUAACAUCGGUCAAGUUAAUGUCAAAAAGGACAUGCACUGUGAUUGGGCCACGAGUCGUUCUAAUACCCGAGCAAUAACAGCCUUUCCGCAAUACGGCACAUAAUAAGCAAAAGUGAUUAUACUAAAUUAUUUCGUUGUCACGAAAGAGUUAUUUUGACAGCUUACAUUUAAAAAUGUUUUAUAUUUGCAAAGAAGUAAAGCAGUCGAAAGGAAGUGAAAAAUCAACAAAUACGUUGAUUUUCUAAAAACCCAUUGACAAUAAAGACUAAUAGACAUUUAAGAAUGUAAAGGUGACAAGCAGUUUCAUGACAUUGAACUCGUAUGUCUAUCUUUCAUUAAAAUGCAUCGAUAGAACAUUUUUCUAAAUGCUGACCUUUUAAAUUUUGACCCCAUUAAAUUAAAGAAGAUUAUUAUUAUAGAAGAUAAUUGUUUGUUUCAGUGUAAGAUCGCAAUAUAUUUCACAGAGUGGCUAAAUUUUGGUGUUCGUGCUCGCGGACUGAAACGAUUUUUUAUUAUUAUAUGCUAAAAUGAUAUAAAAAGAGCAUUUUAUUGAAGUUUAUCAGUAAAGCGCGCCAAAUGAUAUGUGAAAGGAAUGUCAUUUCGGAUAUUUUCUCCGUUUAAACAAUGAAAUAUCUUUUUUUUCACUGAUCAAUCUUUAUAAACCACCGAAAGCAUAUAAUAAAUAUGCAUAAAUCGUGUAAUAAAAACCUGUUACAGUUUAUUAACGGAUUGGAUGCUUUUCUGUUGAUUUUUUAUAUAUAAUUUCUAUAAAUACAUGUGUGUGUGUGUGUGCGCGUGCGUGUGUGUGUGUGUGUGUGUGUGUGUGUGUGUAUGUGUGUUUGUCACUAUUUACGACUAUGUUAAGGUUGUAUUGAUGUAUAAUACUGUAAAUAUGUUUUGGUGAUUGGAUCCCUUGUAUAUACAUGUACGAUAUUUUAUGAUGUAUAUAAUGUCAGACAUGAAAUAAAUCAGUCAGACAUGUGG
Molecule: messenger RNA, 5770 nt
Organism: Mya arenaria
Lineage: Eukaryota; Metazoa; Mollusca; Bivalvia; Myida; Myidae
Product: solute carrier family 12 member 7-like
Exons: 22
Coding region: 1-2880 (959 amino acids)
Biological process (GO): chemical synaptic transmission; potassium ion homeostasis; chloride ion homeostasis
Cellular component (GO): membrane
Molecular function (GO): potassium:chloride symporter activity
Source: RefSeq, a predicted model, not a curated record